AUUGAAAGCUCUAACAGAGUUAUGAAACUUUGUGCACUCGUUUUUAGAUCCAUCUGUAGGUCGGUUGUGAUGACACAGAUGCGUGUAGAAUAAACAUAUUUUAUGAAUUUUAACUUAUUAUAACUUAAUUGUGGCAAUCGAAGCAAACAUGACAGAGUCUGGAAUAGAUUUAGGCUUUGAUAUGGAGUUUGAUUUAAACAUAAGUUUACUAAAUGAUAACGAAAGUAUGGAAUUACUACCUAAUAUAACUGUGGCAGGAAGUUCGGAAAAUGUCGAAUUUUACGAGUUAAAGUCAUCUCGUUCUAUUCGAUCAGACGAAGUACCAAGUUUUAAAAAUGCUACACCUACUUCCCGAACUCAACUUAAGUUACAAUUGCAACGGGAACAACACCAACAGCAACAACAAGUUUUAAUGCAGCAACAGGUGUUAGAUUCGCCAAAUCAAAAAAUGAACGUUAUAUUUGCUAAUGGACUAAGAAGGAACGAGUCUGAGCUAAUCAGUACUGGUAGUAAUAGUGGAUCAAGUUUCGAUCAUAUUACAAAUUUAGUUCAAAAGGAACGAAUAAUGGAACCGUCAAGUCCAGUCAAACUUAAAGUUCCUCUUCAAAGCAUUGGUGUAGAUGUACCACCCCAAGUACUGCAGGUUAGUACGGUGCUUGAAAACCCGACCAGAUAUCAUGUUAUUCAGAAGCAAAAAAACCAAGUAAGGCAAUAUCUGAGUGAAUCUUUUAGACCAUCUAUUUGGAGCUGCCAUAAUAGUGAAAUAAAAGCUGCAGUUUUCAUGACAUCUUCUCGUAAUUUACAGACCUCAUCUGUGGAAAAUUCAAGCUUAACAGUGGAGAUACCAAACCGUUUUCGAUGUGAUACGCCUGAGAAUAGAAUAGUCAAUUCGAAUGAUUCUAUGAAAAUAUCACCGUUUGGUGGAUGUUUUUCCACAAAUGAUAGUAGUAAUAUUUCGGAACCGCUUUCAUUAGGAAAUAUUACGCAAGGACCGGAUGAAUCCCCAGUAGUUAAUCCCAAAACACACUUAAGUCUUGUCAAAACAAAUUCUUGCUUAAAUUCUUCCAUAAACAAUCGAGUUUCUUCAGGAAUAAAUAACUCGUCACGAAUUUCGAGUACUGCAAGCUCAUUGCAAUCGAAUUCUGCGCCCUUAUCUCCAAGUCUAAGUUCCGUAGCUACGAGUGCUUCAGAGCUUCCAUCGUUCGAAAGUGAUCCAGAUGAUCUGUUUGAUGACAUACUGCAAAGUGAUUCGUUUAAUUUCGAUAAAGGCUUUAAUUCUGAAUUAUCAAUAAAGCAAGAACCACAAAGUUUAACUGAUGCAGAAAUAAAUGCGAUAGCAAAAGAUCGUCAAAAAAAGGAUAACCACAAUAUGAUUGAGCGUAGGCGCCGUUUUAAUAUCAACGACCGAAUAAAAGAGCUGGGAACUUUACUUCCAAAAGGGAGCGAAGCGUUUUACGAGGUUGUACGUGAUAUUCGUCCAAACAAAGGGACUAUAUUAAAAUCAUCAGUUGAUUAUAUAAAAUGUUUAAAACAUGAGGUUUCACGCUUAAAGCAAAAUGAAAUCCGUCAGCGUCAAAUGGAAAUUCAGAAUAGAAAACUUAUGCUACGAAUAAGGGAGCUGGAAACACAGGCUAAAACUCAUGGUAUUAUUUUAACGGACUACCAUUUAACUUCGGUAUCUGCACCUACACAAGCUAACGCAUAUGUAAAGGACACUAGUUCAUCACGAACCGUUUCUCAAAGUCGUCGAUCACUCUUGGAUGACUUGAUUGGCGAGAAAAAACUAAAAGAUCCUAAGAAGAGCGAUUCUAACGGUGGAAUUAUUCAGAUUGACGAACUAAUGGAAGACUGUAAGCAUCCAGUACAAGGUGGAGACCCGAUGUUGUGUUCACAUAGUCAUAUGCUUUCGGCUUCGCAAUCCCCAAGCACAAAAAAGUUGCAUAGUGCAAAUUUUGAAAAAAUGGGUGUUUCAGACCCAAAUACGUACGUCUUUAACGGAAAGACUGAUAUUGUUGCUGAUAACUACUGCAAUAUUAAUUGUACAAAGUCAUUUUGUUCACACCAACAGCUGAAUCCAAACGAGGUCAAUUUCAGUCAUUGUCAACGAUCCGAUACACGGGACAUGUUUAGAUUAUCUGAUGCAAUUCAAAGUUCAGAUUUUAGUGCUCUCGGCCAUUGUGGUUCCCAUCAUGAGUCAUUACUGUCGGCUUCUCAUGAUGCAGUAGAUGAUGGUCACCAAAAUUCAGCUAAUAUGGACGGCAUCAUGAUAACCGAAUCACUUUCUUCCUUAGUAGAAGACGGGCACUGUGAACCCAUGCUUCUAACACCUGAUACAUUAGACAUUGAUUUAUAAUCAAAAAUAUAUUAUUUAGUCUUUAUUAUUUGAGUAAAACUCAAAUCGAUACACUUACAUUAACUUUGUGGUUUGUAGAGAACAAAUUAAAACUGUAAAUUUAAUGCUCAAAA
Drosophila bipectinata is the source of this 2466-nucleotide messenger RNA. RefSeq names its product transcription factor Mitf (gene Mitf). Gene Ontology annotation, molecular function: DNA-binding transcription factor activity, RNA polymerase II-specific; RNA polymerase II cis-regulatory region sequence-specific DNA binding; protein dimerization activity. Gene Ontology annotation, biological process: regulation of transcription by RNA polymerase II. The record is from RefSeq and is a predicted model, not a curated record. Lineage: Eukaryota; Metazoa; Arthropoda; Insecta; Diptera; Drosophilidae. Gene Ontology annotation, cellular component: nucleus.